This is a messenger RNA of Lathyrus oleraceus (garden pea), 393 nucleotides long. Its product is annotated as putative protein phosphatase 2C 76. NCBI's taxonomy places the organism in Eukaryota, Viridiplantae, Streptophyta, Magnoliopsida, Fabales, Fabaceae. The annotation marks the transcript as partial. The transcript is spliced from 2 exons. The record is from RefSeq and is a predicted model, not a curated record.
UACAAAAACGGCGGUGCUCCGCCGGUGUUCCAAUCCCCGAAAUGCCCUCGCUGGAGACUCUUCGAUUACGAUUCUUCUCCUCGAACUGCAACGCGUUGUCAAUCUUCGAUGCUCCAGGGUCGAAGAAAAUCACAAGAGGAUCGCACUCUCUGUGUACUCGAUGUUCGCAUUCCAUUCCCCGGUACGAUGGGGAUCAGGGAGGUUGUAGUUGGAAUUGUGGCGGUUUUCGAUGGACAUAACGGUGCUGAAGCUAGUGAGAUGGCGUCAAAACUUUUGAUGGAGUAUUUUGUUCUGCAUACUUAUUUUCUUCUUGAUGCAAUGUAUUCUGUUGUAUCAAAGACUUCCACAGGAAAAUUGCUUCACAGGCGAGACCAUGAUCACGGAAACUUAUCU